This is a messenger RNA of Entrophospora candida, 453 nucleotides long. NCBI's taxonomy places the organism in Eukaryota, Fungi, Glomeromycota, Glomeromycetes, Entrophosporales, Entrophosporaceae. The record is from the annotation of a GenBank genome assembly.
AUGACAGAAAAGAAUCAAGGUUUAUCAAAUAUUCAAUAUAUCGAAACAACAUCAUUACCUGAUGAUAUACCAAAAGUUGAUGAAGUUGGUUCAAGUUCUGCACCUUUAAAAUCUGCUGCUUUCUUUAUUGGAAAUUAUUGUAAAGAUUAUAACGAUGAUUUUAUUUUAUGUAAAAAUGAAAAUAAUGAUCCAACACAUUGUUUAAAAGAAGGUAGAAAAGUUACUAGAUGUGCAAUUGAUUUACUUCGUAAAUUAAAAGAGAAUUGUGAUAAAGAAUUCGCAAACCAUUGGCAAUGCUUAGAAAAACAUAAUCAAGAAUAUUAUCCUUGUAGGUCAGAAGAAAGAAUUUUUAAUAAAUGUGUUUUUAAUACUUUGAAUUUGGAGAAAAUAAUUCCAGAUUCACCAAAAGGAAAACCACAAGUUCAUCUUAAAAAAAAUCCAAUAUAUAAAUAA